Molecule: messenger RNA, 1266 nt
Organism: Saccharomyces eubayanus
Lineage: Eukaryota; Fungi; Ascomycota; Saccharomycetes; Saccharomycetales; Saccharomycetaceae
Gene: MAP2
Product: methionine aminopeptidase
Exons: 1
Coding region: 1-1266 (421 amino acids)
Biological process (GO): proteolysis
Molecular function (GO): metalloaminopeptidase activity
Source: RefSeq, a predicted model, not a curated record
AUGUCCGAUGGCAAAGUAGAAAAUGCUACUGUAUCAGAAUUGAAGGAAUUACAUUUAGAAAAUGAGGCUAUCGAGCCGCAGGGCGAAACCAUAGUUGACGAAUCAGGCCCAACGGAAAAUAAGAAGAAGAAGAACAAGAAAAAGAAGAAGAAGAAGAGCAAUGUGAAGAAAAUUGAAUUGCUGUUCCCAGAUGGGAAGUAUCCAGAAGGUGAGUGGAUGGACUACCACCAGGAUUUCAAUCUAGAAAGAACCACUGACGAAGAAUCCCGUUAUUUGAAAAGAGACUUGGAAAGGGCCGAACAUUGGAAUGAUGUUAGAAAAGGUGCUGAAAUCCAUCGCCGUGUGAGAAGAGUCAUCAAGGACAAGAUAGUUCCAGGGAUGAAGUUAAUGGAUAUCGCCGAUAUGAUUGAAAAUUCCACCAGAAAGUUUACCGGUGCAGAAGACUUAUUAGCGAUGGAUAAUCCAAAAUCUCAAGGUAUCGGGUUCCCUACAGGCCUUUCCCUUAACCACUGUGCUGCACAUUUCACACCAAAUGCAGGCGACAAGACCGUCUUGAAAUACGAAGACGUGAUGAAAGUGGACUAUGGUGUACAGAUAAACGGUAACAUCAUUGACUCCGCUUUUACCGUUGCGUUUGACCCGCAAUACGACAACUUGCUGGCUGCCGUCAAGGAUGCCACUUACACGGGUAUCAAAGAAGCCGGUAUCGAUGUCAGACUGACUGACAUUGGUGAAGCCAUCCAAGAAGUCAUGGAAUCCUACGAAGUGGAGAUCAAUGGCGAAACUUUCCAAGUAAAACCCUGUCGUAACCUUUGCGGGCACAAUAUCGGACCGUACAGUAUCCAUGGUGGUAAGUCCGUCCCAAUUGUCAAGAAUGGGGACACCACAAAGAUGGAGGAAGGUGAACAUUUCGCCAUCGAAACUUUUGGCUCUACUGGUAGAGGUUAUGUCACUUCCGGCGGGGAAGUUUCCCACUAUGCCAGAUCUCGCGACGAGCAACAAGUAAUGCCCACAUUGGACAGUGCCAAAAACUUAUUGAAAGUCAUAGACCGUAACUUUGGAACUUUACCCUUCUGCCGUCGAUAUCUGGACAGACUGGGCCAAGAGAAAUACUUAUUUGCAUUGAAUAACUUGGUCAGACACGGUUUAGUGCAGGACUAUCCUCCAUUAAACGAUAUUCCAGGCUCCUACACCGCGCAAUUCGAACACACUAUUCUGUUGCAUGCGAACAAGAAGGAAGUCGUCUCUAAAGGUGAUGACUACUAA